Dicrocoelium dendriticum is the source of this 515-nucleotide messenger RNA. NCBI's taxonomy places the organism in Eukaryota, Metazoa, Platyhelminthes, Trematoda, Plagiorchiida, Dicrocoeliidae. The record is from the annotation of a GenBank genome assembly.
CAAAUACCUCGGUUUCUAGGUUCUGCGGCAAAUCGAAAAACCAUGGCGGAGCAGAAAGAAAACGCAUUCCAGAAGCAAGAGGUUAAAGGAAAAAAGGGUGGAAGAUAUUACAAAAGUAUCGGUUUGGGAUACAAAACUCCGAAAGAAGCCAUUUUUGGCAACUACAUCGAUAAAAAGUGCCCUUUCACUGGGAAUGUGCGCAUCCGCGGACGCAUACUAACUGGUGUUGUCCGGAAAAUGAAAAUGACUAGAACGAUUGUCAUUCGUCGCAAUUAUUUGAAGUACGUAAAGAAAUAUAACAGAUACGAAAAGCGACACAAGAAUAUGUCGGUCCAUUUAUCCCCAUGCUUUCGGGAUGUGAAUGUCGGUGAUACGGUCAUCGUUGGUGAAUGCAGGCCACUUAGCAAAACUGUUAGUUUCAAUGUCAUAAAGGUUAUGAAAGCACCUGGUUCUAAAUACAAGAAGAGCUUCACUAAAUUCUAGUGACAACUUUGCAAUAAAUCCCUUCCAACGGA